Homarus americanus (American lobster) is the source of this 1142-nucleotide messenger RNA. Its product is annotated as digestive cysteine proteinase 3-like. The record is from RefSeq and is a predicted model, not a curated record. NCBI's taxonomy places the organism in Eukaryota, Metazoa, Arthropoda, Malacostraca, Decapoda, Nephropidae. Bases 1 to 975 code for a protein of 324 amino acids. Gene Ontology annotation, molecular function: cysteine-type endopeptidase activity. The transcript is spliced from 6 exons. Gene Ontology annotation, biological process: immune response. Gene Ontology annotation, cellular component: lysosome.
AUGAAGGUGACAGCAUUGUUCUUGUGUGGUUUGGCUCUGGCCACCGCCAGCCCCUCCUGGGAGCACUUCAAGGCUCAGCAUGGUCGCAAGUAUGUUGAUGCCGAGGAGGAGCUCUUCCGCCAGAGGGUGUUCCAGAAGAACGAGCAGUUCAUCGAAGACUUCAACAAAAAGUUUGAGAGAGGCGAGGUCACCUUCAACGUGGCCAUGAACCAGUUUGGUGACAUGACCAAUGAGGAGUUCAAUGCUGUGAUGAAGGGAUACAAGAUGGGGUCUCGUGAUGAACCCAAGGCCGUGUUCACCGCUAAGGAAGGCCUCCCAAUGGCGGCUGAUGUUGACUGGCGCACCAAGGGUGCCGUCACCCCUGUCAAGGACCAGGGACAAUGUGGCUCUUGCUGGGCUUUCUCUACAACCGGCUCCCUGGAGGGUCAGCACUUCCUCAAGUAUGGGGAGCUGGUGAGUCUCUCUGAGCAGCAACUCGUCGACUGCGCUGGAGGAAUUUACUUUAACCAGGGAUGUAAUGGUGGAUGGGUAGAUAGAGCCUUCAACUACAUCAGGGACAACGGUGGCGUCGACACUGAGGCUUCAUACCCUUACGAGGCAAAGGACAAGACCUGUCGCUUCAAUGCAAACAGCAUUGGUGCCACGCUCGUAUCUCAUGUGGACAUUGCACAAGGAAGUGAAACUGGCCUGCAGCAGGCCUUAUCAAGCGUGGGUCCCAUUUCUGUGGCCAUUGAUGCUUCUCACUUUUCCUUCCAGUUCUACCAUGACGGCGUCUACUACGAGCCUAACUGCUCAUCAACCAACCUGGACCACGCUGUGCUUGCUGUGGGAUACGGCUCAGAGGGCAGCCAGGACUACUGGCUCGUUAAGAACUCCUGGGCCUCCACCUGGGGCUUACAGGGAUACAUUAAGAUGGCUCGCAACAGAAGCAACCACUGCGGUGUUGCUUCCGCUGCCUCUUACCCGACCGUCUAGAGCUGACUGCAUAUUAUCAGACCAGCACACAAUGGCAAAUGGUGCCCGUUGGUGCUACUCCCAGGCAUGAGAGACCUACCAUAAACUCUGGGACAUGAACACCUUCACACAUGGAGGUGUGUUGAUGUAAAUAUGGAGGAGCAAUAAAGAGCAUAGUAUAUACAGAA